Amphimedon queenslandica is the source of this 1155-nucleotide messenger RNA. RefSeq lists its product as uncharacterized. Gene Ontology annotation, biological process: proteasome-mediated ubiquitin-dependent protein catabolic process; protein polyubiquitination. The transcript has 7 exons. The coding region runs from base 1 to 1155 and encodes 384 amino acids. Gene Ontology annotation, molecular function: protein binding; ubiquitin protein ligase activity. The record is from RefSeq and is a predicted model, not a curated record. NCBI's taxonomy places the organism in Eukaryota, Metazoa, Porifera, Demospongiae, Haplosclerida, Niphatidae.
AUGGCGUCUAAAAGAGGGUAUGGAUCUAAACCAGCUGUACAACUACCUCAUUAUAAAUAUAUUGAGUUAUCUGAUGGAAAAUGGCGUACUAAUGAGCACUCAAUGUAUAAUCUAUCAUCAAAGACUGAUGAUGAUGAUAAGAAUACUGUUACUAACAAUAUUUAUAUAUUAGAGAUAUCAAUCAACACUGUGUUCUGGCAGUGUAUAAAGAAACCUGAAGCAAUAGACCAAUGGCCUGUGGGUAGAUGGUUACAUGCAGGUGCUAUUAUUAUAACUGGAUCAGACUGUCCUAUGCUAGUGAUAAGUGGUGGGUUGGAUAAGAAUGAUGAUACAUUAGAUGAUUGUUGGAUCUUUAACAUCACUCAACAUUCCUGGAUAAAGUUAGCUGUACCUCACUCUGUUAGUAAGAGAUCUAAUCAUUCUCUCUCAGUGUUCAUUAUGAGUCCUCAUUGUGUCUGGAUGAUAACUGCUGGAGGAGGUGUUGAUAAAAUGCGGAUAUUAGUCACUAAUCCUAACAUUGUUAUGAUAACUGAACUAGUUACUAACAGUAAAGGAGAGUGGACAGUAGGUGAUACAUUAGAUACCAAUGGUAUGAAUAAUGAAGAAUACAAGAAGAAGUAUCAGCAACAACUACAGACAGUAAGAAGAAUAUGGUUGGAGGAGUACCAGCAACCAAGAAAAGGAGAUACAGCCAAUAUUGAGCAAACCGUACAAGCUCUUAUGAAGAGUCUUGAAGAGAAGGAGAGAGAAACACAAGUUUAUCAUCAACUAUUGGAGCAGAAGGAAAGAGAAGAAGCAGAGAAAGGGCAAGAAAUAAGAAGAUGUCGUCAUCAGCUACAGGAGAAGGAUAGGGACCACAAGGUAAAGAUGUAUGCCCUCUCUGGUGACUUCAUCGGAGAGUUUGGAGAAAAUGGCAGCGGUCCAGAGCAAUUUGCUUAUCCACGUGGCAUAGCAUGCGAUAAUGAGGGGUAUCUAUUCAUUGCUGAUUAUAGCAACACUCGUAUAUUGAUCCUCACUAUGGAGGGUAAGGCUGUCUCUUCUAUUAACUGCAGAACCAAACCAGUUGAUGUUGCAGUGAGUGUUAAUGGUUCAAUUCACGCAGCUCUUGAUUACAGCAAUGUUAGUGUAUACACUAGAUCUGAUGGUGGGGAAUAG